Teleopsis dalmanni is the source of this 879-nucleotide messenger RNA. RefSeq lists its product as uncharacterized. The transcript has 2 exons. Lineage: Eukaryota; Metazoa; Arthropoda; Insecta; Diptera; Diopsidae. The record is from RefSeq and is a predicted model, not a curated record. The coding region runs from base 1 to 879 and encodes 292 amino acids.
AUGUACCGCAGUACACGAAAACAUACACGCAUAUUCCAACCGCACUUAACAGCUUGUAAAAAUAAAAAUAGUGAAUUAAUCAGUGAUAGAAAAGAUGUUUUAAAUAUUUGGAAAAACCAUUUCAGCGAUCUGUUGAAUAGCAAUGAAGUCGAAGCCCCUAGUGAUACAUUAUGGACAGUAGAAAAUAUGCUAGAGGAACCUAUACUUGAGGACACGAAACGAGCAAUAGAGAAGUUAAAAAGCUUUAAAUCGUGUGGAGAAGAUUCUAUAAACGUUGAGCUGAUCAAAUACGCCCGAGAAGAGCUUCACAAGCAGAUACAUGAAUUGCCAGAAAUGCCAGAAAUGCCAGAAGAAUGGUAUACAAGCUUAAUAGUUCCUAUCUAUAAAAAAGGCGACAAAACGAACUGUGCUAACUACAGAGACAAAUUUGGAACCAAAUCUGGCGUACGUCAAGGUGAUUCUCUAUCGAUGCUCCUGUUCAAUCUGACUCUACAUGCAGUUAUCAACAAAAUAGAUGAAGAUGGUACAAUAUUUUAUAAAUUUACACAAAUAAGUGCCUAUGCUGACGAAGUCGUCAUUAUUGCAAGAAACAAGGAAUAUCUUCAAAGGGUUAUCAUACAACUAGACCAAGCUACAAAACAAACAGGCCUCAGAAUAAACGAAGAAAGGACUAAAUACAUGACAAGAUUUUCCCAAGAUGGUCACAUCAGAAUAGGCAGUUACAAUUUCGAGUCUAUAAACGAGUUUAAAUAUCUAGGCGUAGUUCUCAGCACAAGUAAAGAUGCGACUUUUGCAUUACAAGAUCGUAUUCAAACAGCUAACAUAGCAUAUUUUGCCCACAUGAAGCUUAUGAAGUCAACGUUACUAUCAAAGGAAUAA